AUGUCCCUCCCUUCAAUAGCCCGCCAUUCCACACGUUCCCUCCUCCGCCCGCAAUCCCUCCCUCCGCAACUCACCCGCGCAUUCUCCAACCGCCCAGCCCUCCGCACCAACACCUCCGCAUCCGCAUCCACCAUCGCAACAUCCUUCCUCACGCGCUUCCAAUCCCUCGGCCCACAAACCCGCUCCCAAACCCUCGACGCAAACCAACUCCAGCUCCUCUCCCUAACACUCAACCGACCCUCCCUCUUCCCCAACUCCCCAUCCUUAUCCAACACCCCGACCUCCCUGCCCACCGGCACGCCCUUACCCGCCGGCUACCACCUCGUGUACUUCACCCCCGCAUUCCUGGAAAAUGAGCUCGGCGCGGACGGCACCGACACCUCGUAUAACCCUGCGUCGCCGUUCACGCGCCGCAUGUGGGCCGGCGGGGAGGUACAUUGGCCGCGGGGGAAAGAUGGGAAGCCGAAUUAUCUGAGAGUGGGGCAGGAGGUGCAGGAGACGACGAGGGUGCUGAGUGCGGAGCCGAAGGUUGUGAGGAAGACAGGGGAGGAGAUGAUUGUUGUGGGGGUUGAGAAGGAGUUUCGGAAUGAGGAUGGGGUGGCGGUUUUGGAUAGGAGGAACUGGGUCUUCCGCAAAGCUCUAACCUCGCCGUCGCCUACGGCUUCAUCUACCCCUCCAGCGACGAAGGCAUUCAACGGCCCGGCUAGUUCGUCUACCCAGACGAGUGACAAUGUGCACACGCGCACGCUGCGCCAAACGGCAGUGACAUUGUUCCGGUUCUCGGCGUUGACGUUCAACCCGCACAAGAUCCAUUAUUCGACGCCGUGGGCGAGAGAUGUCGAGGGACAUAAGGAUAUUGUUGUGCAUGGGCCGUUGAAUCUCAUUUCGAUUCUGGAUCUGUGGCGCGAUACGAGGAAGAAUGAAGGUGGGGAGUUGGUUCUUCCGGAGAAGAUCUCGUACAGGGCCACGAGCCCACUGUAUGCGGAGGAUGAGUAUCGGAUUGUGUUGGAGGAUGGAGGGGAUGGAGUUGGGAGGGUGCAGAUUGUUGCGCCGGGGGAGGUGGUUGCAAUGAAGGCGGAGAUUCAGUUAAAGUGCUGCCGCACGCACCCCUGCACAAACUGCCUGAAGCGCAACGAAGCCGGCACUUGCACCUUCAUCGGGCGCGGCCCGCGCGGCAAGACCUCGAGUAAUGGACGGACCAGCCCGACGCAAGUACAGGAUCGGUUGCAGCACCUGGAGAAUCUGAUUCUGUCGUUUACGCAGCAGCAACAACAACAGCAGCAGCAGGAGAGGUCGAAUAGUGUGGGUGAACACCAACAGGUGAUUAAUAAUGGUGGUCAGAUUACGCCGGCAUCGUCGGUGCAACCGUCAUUGGCAUUUGGGGAGGUACAGCAAGCACAGGACGGAGAUUCGGAUACUCCGCCUCCUGAUCCCGGGAGGUUGGUGGUUAGGGAGACGGGCAUGAGGUAUAUUGAUGGGGCGCAUUGGAGUGCGAUUCUCGAGGAAAUUAGUGGAGUCAAGGAGUAUCUAAGGGAGAAUGAGGAGUUGGGGUUGUCUGAUGAGGAAGGGGAAGACGAGGAGAUGGUAAGGCCGUCGAGUGCGCCAACGCUAUUACUUGGGCUGCACCAGGAAAUGACCAUGGACGAGCUGUUGGACGGGUUGCCGGCUCGGCCGGUCGUGGAUCGCGUCGUGGCUAUGUUUGUCGGCCUUAAUGAGCCGACCACAGUGAUGGUGCACUUUCCUACUUUCCAGAAACAGUAUAACCAAUUCUGGCAAAGACCAAAGGAAGCUUCUAUCUCUUGGCUGGCACUGCUGUACGCAGUUCUCACAAUAACAAUGUCCGUGUAUAUGCGCACCGGAGAGCCGCUACCGGCAGAAUUCGGGGAAGCAGAUGAAGCCGUUCAGCGUCUCAGGCAAUUGACCGCGCAGUGUCUAGUUCAGUCGAACUACACCGUUCCGGGGCGUUUCAAAGUGGAGGCCCUGUUUUUCUACACAAUGUGCGAAUUCUUCCGCAGCGAGGAUGCCCAAGUCGGAGUAUCUUUUCUGCUGAACAUGGCAAUUCGACUUGCUAUGCGUUCAGGGUACCACCGGGAUCCGCAACACUUUCCGAAUAUCUCACCAUACGAAGGCGAGAUGAGGCGGCGGGUCUGGGCUAUCAUGCGUCAACUGGAUGUUUUGAUCUCGUUCCAGGUUGGGGUCCCGCGGGGUAUACAGGACUGGCAGCAGGACGUGGAGCUACCGCGUAACAUCUCUGAUGAGGAGUUCGAGGAGUCUACCGUCGAACUGCCGCCAUCUCGACCUGAGACUGAACUCAGUACAACUGCAUAUAUCCGCGGAAAGUCACGACUUAUGGCCGUAUUUGGGAAGAUCUCUGAUUUAGCGUACUCGCGCGAUCCUAUGACAUACGAUGACAUACUGGCCCUGGACUGGCAGCUGGAGGAAGCUCGGGACCUUGUGCCCACUGCAUUCAAGAUACGCCCACUUGACCAGUGCUUCGUGGAUUCAUCAUACCUGAUCCUGAGACGAUACACAUUGGAACUUUUGUACCAGAAGGCUCGCUGUGUGCUGCACCGGCGCUACCUGGGCGAGGUGCAUACCAAUCCCCGCUAUGCCUACUCGCGUCAGGUUUGCAUGAGUGCUUCCAAGGAGAUCCUCCGUCACCAGGCGGAUAUCUACCACGAGACUCAGCCGGGUGGACUUCUUUACCGCGACCGACAAUUCCCGAACUCACUUCAGACCGCAGACUAUUUGCUUGCCGCGAUGAUCAUCUGUCUGGAUCUGUCGCAGAACCCUACCGGCACACCGAGGGGAAGCACGGACGAGGACGUAGCGGCAGUCAUCCGGAGCCGGGAGGAACUGCUAGCGACCAUUAAAACGUCACAUCGAAUAUUUGAGCAGCAGCGUAGACGAUCGGCAGAUGCACAGAAAGCAUAUGUGGCACUGACAAUCAUGCUGCGGCGAAUUAAUUUCCAGCAACAGGAAAGCCAACAACUGACUUCCGCACAACCACCACUAUACGGAAGUUGGAAUGGCCAGCCAUACUCAGUUGGAGUGGAUCCAAUGGGCAUUACCCCAGAGUAUCAGUCACUGGAUGUUAUCGGAGAGAUGCUCGAUGCGCCAACCAAUCUCGACUGGAAUCUCUGGGAUCAGCAGAUGCAAUGUGCCGCCAACACGGAUGCGGGGUUAUGGGGGGAUAAUAUAUCAGAAGCUGUAAACAUAUAG
Aspergillus piperis CBS 112811 is the source of this 3222-nucleotide messenger RNA. RefSeq names its product putative C6 transcription factor. The transcript is spliced from 8 exons. The coding region runs from base 1 to 3222 and encodes 1073 amino acids. Gene Ontology annotation, molecular function: DNA-binding transcription factor activity, RNA polymerase II-specific; zinc ion binding; DNA binding. Lineage: Eukaryota; Fungi; Ascomycota; Eurotiomycetes; Eurotiales; Aspergillaceae. The record is from RefSeq and is a predicted model, not a curated record. Gene Ontology annotation, cellular component: nucleus. Gene Ontology annotation, biological process: regulation of DNA-templated transcription; DNA-templated transcription.